AUGGAAAGACUUAAUCAAUUGAAAAACCAUAUCGUAUCUCCUAAAGCACAAGUUACUACUCAAAAAGAUGAUGAUGUUGUCAUUGUUGCAGCUUAUAGAACGGCUAUAGGUAAAGGUUUUAAAGGUUCUUUUAAAGAUACUCAAUCUGAUGAAUUAUUACAAAAAUUCCUUGUACAAUUCUUUAACAAGGUUAAUAUUGAUCCUUCUUUAAUUGAAGAUGUUGCUUGUGGUAAUGUUUUAAAUAUCGGUGCUGGUGCUACUGAACAUCGUGCUGCUUGUUUAGCCGCUGGGAUUCCUGAUACCGCUGGGUUUUUAGCAAUCAAUAGACAGUGUUCUUCAUCAUUAACCGCUGUUAAUGAUAUUGCUAAUAAGAUUAAAGUUGGUCAAAUUAAAGUAGGGUUAGCUUUAGGUUCAGAAUCAAUGUCUAGAAAUUAUGGACCAAAAUUAUUAGGUACAAUUUCAAAAUCAAUUUUAUUAAAUGAAGAAGGUAAAAAAUGUGGUAUUCCAAUGGGUAUUACAAAUGAAAAUAUCUCAUCAAAUUUCCAAAUUACAAGAGAAACUCAAGAUGAAUUUGCUGCAAAUUCUUACAUUAAGGCUGAAAAGGCUUCAAGUUCUGGAUUAUUUCAAAAUGAAAUUUUACCAAUUGAAGUUGAAAUUAAAUUACCACAAUCUGAAGAAGAUGAAGAAGAUGAAAAACCUCCACAAACUAAAAAAGUCACUGUAUCAAAAGAUGAAGGUCCAAGAUCCGGUGUUACACCUCAAUCUUUAAGUAAAAUUAAACCUGCUUUCAAGAAGAAUGGUACAACACAUGCUGGUAAUGCCUCACAAGUUUCUGAUGGUGCUGCAGGUGUAUUAUUAAUGAGACGUGAUGUUGCUAAAGACUUGGGAUUACCAAUCUUAGGUAAAUAUAUAAAUUUCAAAUGUGUUGGUGUUCCACCAGAAAUUAUGGGUGUUGGUCCAGCUUAUGCUAUACCUGCUGUUCUUUCAGCUGCAGGAUUAUCUGUUGAUGAUAUUGAUAUUUUUGAAAUUAAUGAAGCAUUUGCAGGUCAAGCUUUAUAUUCUAUUCAUAAAGUUGGUAUUGAUAUUAAUAAAGUUAAUCCAAGAGGUGGUGCUAUUGCAUUAGGACAUCCUUUAGCCACUACAGGGGCAAGACAAGUUGCUACUUUAUUUAGAGAAUUAGAAAAAGGUCAAAUUGGGGUUACAAGUAUGUGUAUUGGUACAGGUAUGGGUGCAGCUGCAAUUUUCGUUAAAGAAUAG
This is a messenger RNA of Hansenula ciferrii, 1257 nucleotides long. It is a transcript of the gene POT1, whose product is annotated as acetyl-CoA C-acyltransferase. Gene Ontology annotation, molecular function: acetyl-CoA C-acyltransferase activity. The record is from RefSeq and is a predicted model, not a curated record. The transcript has a single exon. Gene Ontology annotation, biological process: phenylacetate catabolic process; fatty acid beta-oxidation. The coding region runs from base 1 to 1257 and encodes 418 amino acids. Gene Ontology annotation, cellular component: peroxisome. Lineage: Eukaryota; Fungi; Ascomycota; Saccharomycetes; Phaffomycetales; Wickerhamomycetaceae.